AUGUAUUGUAUUGUAUCUCAUGAAGCUCUUUCAUUGCAGGUCUACAAGGGACAACACAGAACCUCUGGAAAGACUGUGGCAAUUAAAACCAUAGAAAUGCACGAUAUCAACAAUAGAGGUGUAUUUCAGUGUGUUGCCCAAGAGCAGCGCAUCCUCCGGCUGAUCGACGAGGAGAAAUGUCAGUUCCUUACCAGUUUACUCUGCUCCUUCCAGACUGAAGAUCAUUUGUGUCUGGUUAUGGAGUAUGCGGAAGCAGGAAACUUAGCAGCAUUCACGGCUCAACCUGGAAUGCCACUUGAGAGAGUUCGAUUCUACUCCGCUUGCAUGGUUCUAGGACUGCAGUUCUUACAUGAGCACAAUAUCGCCCAUCGAGAUCUAAAACCAGAGAACAUAUUGCUGUAUGGUGAUGGUUAUGUCAAAAUUGCAGACUUUGGGAUCAGCGAAUUAGGAAUGAACUUUGACACCAUAACCAAUGGCGAAUGUGGAACCAUCUUCUAUAAGGCCCCAGAAUUAUUCCGUGGUCAAUACACAAGAUCAGUAGACUGGUGGGCACUGGGAGUGACCAUUUAUGAACUGCUCACUGGAAUCGUACCAUUUAAUGGAACAACUACACUUGAAAUUUAUGUAAUCAUCAAAAGCGAGGAGCCAAAAUAUCCAGAAGAUAUAACUGAGGAUACGCUCAGUAUAUUAGUAAAUCUCUUAAAGAAAGAUGCACAGCUUCGCCUUGGGACAGGUGAACAUGGUACAGAGGACGUGAAGAAGAGUCCAUUCUUUGAGGGAUUAGACUGGGUGGCUCUUGAAAAUAAAGAAAUCCAGCCCCCAUUUAUCCCUGAAAGAAGACCACACGAACAACCAGAAGCAGAACUCGAAUUAAAAACGGAGGUUAAAGCAAAACUGUGGGAAGACACCCAAUGGGGAUUAGAUGACCUGAAAUACCCCAUGGGUUCAUCUUCUGAUAGCGAAACAUAAACCUACGUGGGCUGCUUUUUACUCCCAGCCCUGGUGCAUAGGCAGCACAAGCUAUACAUUUGUUAAAAAUGUAUAUAUGUCUAUUUUUAUUUGUAUAUUGCUCACAAACCCCUGUCAAUCACUGGAAGCGACAUUUCAAACACUAUCGGAAUAUAGCCAAAUCUCUUAUUAUAAACU
Messenger RNA from Xenopus laevis (African clawed frog), 1146 nucleotides. Its product is annotated as serine/threonine-protein kinase N2-like. The coding region runs from base 1 to 969 and encodes 322 amino acids. Lineage: Eukaryota; Metazoa; Chordata; Amphibia; Anura; Pipidae. The record is from RefSeq and is a predicted model, not a curated record. The transcript has 8 exons.